CAGUCAGAGCAGGACCGCCAUUUGCGUUUACCGAGAUUAAUAAUCGUCCGUGUGUGAUAGCGUCAUUUCGUUUGUACACAGUUUAUCGUACGUAUUGCCCGUCGGCCACCCGCCAACGAUUGACACUCAGCGUUCCUAAUAGUUUUUCGACGAAUUUUUUUCGGUAAAAAAAUACUCCUUCCGGGACGACGAAGAGUUUUGAUUAUGUAGUGACGCGAUCGGCCGGGCCAAAUACGCGUGCUAGCAGCCAGCACAGUUAGAACCGACGACAAAGAAGUGCAGUCGGUCGUUUUCGGGCCGAAAACGAUCAGCUCAUCAGUUCCAUCCGCACGCCGAUAUAGACGCAGCGAUGGACAGCAGCACUAACGGCGAGACGAAGGAACCGCCGCCGUCGUCUUCAUCACCUCCGCCGCCGCCGCCGUCAGCACAGACGACGUCGACGACAGCAGCGUUGACGACGACAACGAUGACGACGACGAUGUCCAUAACUAGCCUAACGACUACGAUCACGACGACGAUGACUACGACGAGCCCAACGGAUAUCUAUCAGAUGUGCCGUCUGUGCCUGAACACGCUAAAGGCGGACGAAGGCGAAUCGGUGUUCAACAACCAGGUGCCCUCGCUGCCGGAGAAAAUCUACCGUGUAUUCGGGGUACAAAUUACCGAUGCUAAAGAUUUGCCAAAUAAACUUUGCUCAAAAUGUGUGCAAAAUACUGAACAGUGUUAUAGCCAUAGAGAAACAUACAAGCGUCAGGAACGUGUUUUGUAUGACAUGAUUAAAAAGCCAGCAAUUGAGGAAGCUAAGAAUUCACCAAAUUCUGAAUAUGUGUACAGUCCUGCGGAUUCAAAUCACUCUUCAUCAUCUGGUGUAUCCUCUGAUCCUCGUUACAUUAAGGCCAAUAGUUCAGCUAAUAACAUGAAUCAUAGUUCUAAUUCUCCACCUUAUGAAACAAAUGCAUCUCUAGCUUCUCAUGUUGAAGUUAUUCAAGGGUGUGAUGAAAUGGCAGCAGAGGUGACAAUAGCUCAUGAUUCGGAAGAAACCGUUUCAGGAGAUGACACUAUUUGUACUGACAACAAUGCUGAGUAUGGAACAUAUAAUGAUGAUGAAAAUAUUAUUGUAGUUAAAACUGAACCAGACGACGAUUAUGAUGAAGAAUAUUUCAAUGGUUUGUAUAGCACUAAGAAUGACGAUGGAAAUGAAAACUAUGAACAACAAGAAGGACCAAAAGUUAUUGCUAGUGUACAAUUCCCAAUGGUAAAUGGUACAAUCGUUAAUGGUACCCAUAAAAUUGGCCAAAAGCAAUUUUCCUUAGUUAAUUGCAUUCCAACAUCCUGGGCUUCGAGUACGAGCAAAGACCGUCGUAAACAAAGCUGUCCUACUAGAGCAUUGGAAUUAAGUGGUUUCCGAACACAAGUUGCUGGUGAUGAUACUAAUUCAUCAGAUGAGGGAAAUGUUACAAAUUGGACAACUAAAAAAAUCCGUGCCAAUUCUCCUGCUGUUAUAGUGAAGCCUGCUUAUGCAUGGCCUAAUUUACAAGGCAGUGGCCAAACCCUAAUAUUUCAAACAAAAAAUCCUGAUGGUACAACUUCUGAAUUACGUCCUCAAGUUAUGCAAGUUGGUGAAUGGGCCAACAAUCAGGGUCAAUCAAAUGCUCCUACAGAUCCGUCAGAUCGCAUGGGUAUGCUGUUAUUUGCUGCUACUCAUAUUCAAGAACUAUCCACUGAGAGUGAUGAUGGUCAGUCUCCUGGCACACCCAAGGGCGCUACUGUGGUACGUGGUAAAUUAGUAUCGUCAGAACAAAAGCGCAAGAUAUAUCAGACACAAGCCACAAUUAGGCGGUAUUCAGAUGGUCAUCAAGUACAACAGCAAGUUAAAGACAUAAAUGCUUCACCAAAUAUACCCAGAAAACGUACUGCUAGGGAAUCAUCGGUUCAGAGAAUGUGCAGUAAUUGUGGAACUACAUGUUCAACAAUAUGGCGACGACUAAAUGAAGACCCAGUAUGCAAUGCCUGUGGAUUAUACUAUAAAUUACAUGGAAAAAUUAGACCACCCACUAUGAGACGUGACACCAUACAUACUAGACAACGUAGAAAACGAUCAGACAACGGUAUGGACAUAAGCAUGAAUAAGAAAAAAAUCAAAAUUAAAAAAACAGAAGACACUAAAUUAGAAGAAGAUUGCUAUGAAGUAGAACAACCGCCAUCGCCCAAUUCAGCGGCUGUUCAAACUAUUAUUGAAGAACCUGUUCAUGAUGAAACACCACUAAAUCUUGUCAGCAAAUAAUGAGCGUGCGUAAUACGCAAGGUUCGUCAUAAUAUUCCUCAUUUUAAUUUUUUUUUUUUUUUGUCCUUAUUUGUACGUGAAAUAUAGCUUAAGAUGUAAUUUGAAUUAAGUAUCAAUUCUGUAUUCUUGUUCUUGCACACAUUAUAUUAUCAAUAGAUUUUAAUAUUGUGCUAAAUCAAAUUCAGUUUUGAUCUGCUUUUAUUUUUCAAUCCAAACACCAAACCAUAAUACAUAAUUUCUAUUAAAUUAGUUAGCAUUCAUUUAUUUUCCAUUCCAUUUUAUUAAUAGAGCAAAACAAACUAAUUGAUGACCAACAAAUCAAAAAAAACUUUUACUUAUAAUAUGUAGAUUACUGUAUUAAUGAUCUGUUCAGUUGACUAUUUUUUUUUAUUAUUUUUGUCAUUAAUAUUUUCUUCUAAGACAAUGUGCUCCUCAUAAAUACCUUUUUGUAUAUUAAGUAUGUAUCUCUGACACACGAUUAUAAUGAUAGUAGGAGCUCUCUAAUCUUAAAUUCCCAUAUUUGCGAUUUCCUUGCUAAGUCUAAAUAAAAUGUCUACCUCCAUUAUGAUGCACUAUAACCUCCCUACAAUUAUUUUUUGAAUGUAAAUCUAACUUGAGUUGUAUAUACUAUAAUAUUAAUGUAUACAAAUUGAAAAUUAAUCUUACAAAAUAUAUAUUUAUAUAUAAUAUAUUAUAUGUAUAUUGUAUAUAUCUUAUAUAUUAUUAAUAUUUUUACAGAUUUUUUUUUAUUAACUUUGUAUGUAUAAAAACUGGUGUAACAUUGUAAAUAAAAAUAAUUAUUUAGGCCAUUUUCAUUCAAAGGGUAAUCUCGUGUAUUAGUAAUAGUAAUAACAAAAUAGAAAUAUAUUCUGAUUUAAAUUUAAAUGAAAGUAUUUAGAUCUUUGAGCUUAAGUUUCUAUCAAUGCAUUAUUUGUUAAGCAUUUAAAUUACAUACUUUUUUCUAUUUUUAGAAUUUAAUGGUGGUUAUAGAGCAUAUAUAGCUUUAAUCUACAGUGGGCACAAAUUGAUGUCCACUUGAAAUUUUGCUUAAAAAUAUUUGUCUUCACUAAUAUGGUUUUGAAAACUAUUAUUUUACAAUAUUAUUGUAGAACUAAUAUAGUAUAGUAUGAUGGAUAAGUUACGAAAUUAAAAUUAAUUAUAGAAGUUGAUAAGAUAACCAACAGAAAACAUCAGUUUUCUCUUAAUACAUAUUGGCGACUGAAUUUAAAUAAUACAUACUUUACAUAUUAUGAUUAUGUAUGUAUGGUAGACACAUGUAUAUACCUUUGUGAUUAAUGAAAUAUAACUUCUGUGUUUUAAUUA
Metopolophium dirhodum (rose-grain aphid) is the source of this 3607-nucleotide messenger RNA. RefSeq lists its product as uncharacterized. The record is from RefSeq and is a predicted model, not a curated record. Gene Ontology annotation, biological process: cell fate commitment; negative regulation of transcription by RNA polymerase II; positive regulation of transcription by RNA polymerase II. Lineage: Eukaryota; Metazoa; Arthropoda; Insecta; Hemiptera; Aphididae. The transcript has 9 exons. Gene Ontology annotation, molecular function: zinc ion binding; RNA polymerase II cis-regulatory region sequence-specific DNA binding; DNA-binding transcription factor activity, RNA polymerase II-specific. Gene Ontology annotation, cellular component: nucleus. Bases 350 to 2284 code for a protein of 644 amino acids.